UUAUGUUUGGCGUCGGUGGAUUUCACGCUGACUGCGCGCGCAGCUGACAGGAUGAACUGUAAUAAAACAGCAUGAAUAAGCGCUGAGAGAAGAACCUUUGCCUUAAAACUCUCUUUUUUUCCGGAAGAACGCGCUUCAGGUUUUUUGGACGCAGAGGAGUCACGUUUGUUAGUUUAUCGUGUUUAUUACUAACUAACGGGAUUAACGAAGAGGCUCUGCGGAAAACGUCCGUCGCAUCUUCGGGAGGAAUCGGGUCUGAAACCGAUGCUGCUGUGAUUCAACCCGCCUUCCUGACAGCGAGCGGACCCGACGGACGGACACCGAUCUCCGGGAUGGACAACGCUCACACCAAAACCGUGGAGGAGGUGUUGUGCUUCUUCGGCGUGAACGAAUCCACAGGUCUGAGCUGUGAGCAGCUGAAGAAGAACCGGGACCAAUGGGGGCCCAACGAGCUUCCAGCAGAAGAAGGAAAGUCUCUGUGGGAGCUGAUCCUGGAGCAGUUCGAGGACCUGCUGGUCCGGAUUCUGCUGCUGGCCGCCUGCAUCUCCUUUACGCUGGCGUGGUUUGAAGAAGGCGAAGGCACCAUCACAGCCUUCGUUGAACCCUUCGUCAUCCUCCUCAUCCUCAUCGCUAACGCCAUCGUGGGGGUGUGGCAGGAGCGGAACGCAGAAAACGCCAUUGAGGCUUUGAAGGAGUACGAGCCUGAGAUGGGGAAGGUGUACCGGCAGGACAAGAAGAGCGUCCAGAGGAUCCGAGCCCGGGACAUCGUUCCCGGAGACAUCGUGGAGGUUGCUGUUGGCGAUAAAGUCCCGGCGGACAUCAGGCUGACGUCCAUCUGCUCCACCACGCUCCGGGUGGACCAGUCCAUUCUGACGGGGGAGUCCGUGUCCAUCCUCAAACACACCGACCCCGUCCCCGACCCCAGAGCUGUCAAUCAGGAUAAGAAGAACAUGCUGUUCUCUGGUACCAACAUCGCCGCGGGCCGGGCCAUCGGGGUCGUCAUAGCGACCGGGGUACAGACCGAGAUCGGGAAGAUCCGGGAUGAGAUGGCCGCCACUGAACCUGAGCGGACCCCCCUUCAGCAGAAACUGGACCAGUUUGGAGAGCAGCUGUCCAAGGUCAUCAGUGUCAUCUGUGUGGCUGUGUGGGCCAUCAAUGUGGGCCACUUCAACGACCCGGUCCACGGCGGCAGCUGGCUGAGAGGAGCGGUCUACUACUUCAAGAUCGCCGUGGCGUUGGCUGUCGCCGCCAUUCCUGAAGGUCUGCCGGCGGUCAUCACCACCUGCCUGGCUCUGGGCACCAGGAGGAUGGCCCGGAAGAACGCCAUCGUCCGCAGCCUGCCGUCCGUGGAGACGCUGGGCUGCACGUCUGUCAUUUGCUCGGACAAAACGGGAACGCUAACCACCAACCAGAUGUCCGUGUGCCGGAUGUUCAUAGUAGACAGUGUGUCCGGAGAAACCUGCAGCCUGAACGACUUCUCCGUGACCGGAUCGACUUACGCCCCUGAAGGGGACGUCUUCAGGGACGGCGUGGCGGUGAAGUGCAGCCAGUAUGAAGGUCUGGUGGAGAUGGCGUCCAUCUGCGCCCUCUGCAACGACUCGUCUCUGGACUACAACGAGUCCAAGGGCGUGUUCGAGAAGGUGGGCGAGGCGACGGAGACCGCCCUCUGCUGUCUGGUGGAGAAGAUGAACGUGUUCGACACGGACCUGAGAGGACUGAGCCGCGCCGAAAGAGCCACCGCCUGCUGCUCUGUGAUCAAGCAGCUGAUGAGGAAGGAGCUGACACUGGAGUUCUCCAGAGACAGGAAGUCCAUGUCCGUCUUCUGUUCCACCAACAAGCUCAGCCGCUCUCCGUCCGGAGCCAAGAUGUUCGUCAAGGGGGCCCCGGAGAGCGUCCUGGAGCGCUGCAGCUACAUCCGCGUCAAAGGCUCUGCCCGCGUGCCCAUGAGCAUGGCUGUGCGCGAGCAGCUGCUGUCCACCGUACGGGACUGGACCUCAGGAAGAGACACCCUGCGCUGCCUCGCCAUGGCGACCAGGGACACGCCCCCCGACAUCAACAGCCUGAACUUGGAGAACUCGGCGACGUUUGUGGAUUAUGAGACGGACCUGACCUUUGUGGGCUGUGUGGGCAUGCUGGACCCCCCCAGGAAGGAGGUGCUUGGAGCCGUUCGAAUGUGUCGGCAGGCUGGAAUCCGGGUCAUCAUGAUCACAGGUGACAACAAAGGGACGGCGCUGUCUAUCUGCAGGAGGGUGGGCAUCAUCACAGAGCAGGAGGAGGAGCAGGGGGGGGCAGGUAUAAUGGGGGGCCUGACGGGCCGAGAGUUUGACGAGCUGCCCCCUGCCCUGCAGCGGCAGGCCUGCCAGACGGUGCGCUGCUUCGCCCGCGUGGAGCCCGCCCACAAGAGCCGCAUCGUGGAGUAUCUGCAGAGUCUGAGCGACAUCACCGCCAUGACAGGCGACGGCGUGAACGACGCGCCGGCGCUGAAAAAGGCCGAGAUCGGCAUCGCCAUGGGCAGUGGAACGGCCGUGGCCAAGUCCGCCUCUGAGAUGAUCCUGGCCGACGACAACUUCUCCACCAUCGUGGCGGCCGUGGAGGAGGGCCGGGCCAUCUACAACAACAUGAAGCAGUUCAUCCGCUACCUGAUCUCCUCCAACAUCGGGGAGGUGGUGUGCAUCUUCCUCACGGCCGCUCUGGGGAUGCCGGAGGCCCUCAUCCCGGUCCAGCUGCUGUGGGUCAACCUGGUCACCGACGGCUUCCCCGCCACCGCUCUGGGCUUCAACCCCCCAGACCUGGACAUCAUGCUGCGUCCUCCACGCUCCCCCAAGGAGCCGCUCAUCUCCAACUGGCUGUUCUUCCGUUACCUCAUCAUCGGAUGUUAUGUGGGAGGAGCCACCGUAGGAGCCGCUGCCUGGUGGUUCAUGGCGGCGCAUGAUGGACCUAAAGUGUCCUUCUACCAGCUGUCUCAUUACCUGCAGUGCAGUGAAGGCCACGCUGAGUUUGCCGGCGUCCAGUGUUCGGUCUUUGAGUCUCCGUACCCCAUGACCAUGGCGCUGUCUGUGCUGGUCACCAUAGAGAUGUGCAACGCCCUGAACAGUCUGUCAGAGAACCAGUCCCUGCUGAAAAUGCCCCCCUGGGCCAACCCCUGGCUGGUGGGGGCCAUCUGCCUGUCCAUGGCGCUGCACUUCCUCAUUCUGUAUGUGGACCCCCUCCCGGUGGUCUUCCAGAUCCGGCCCCUCUCCUGGACUCAGUGGGUGGUGGUCCUGAAGCUGUCGCUUCCUGUCAUCUUGAUGGACGAGGCGCUAAAGUUCUUGGCGAGGAACUACAUCGAACCAGGAAGCCAGAUGCAGGAACACGAGGAGGAGGAGGAGCUGCAGAGGUCAGGCGGCGGCGUAGUCGGGGCCGUGAUGCUGAAGCUGCGCCAGUCGCUGAGGGGCGUGUCCUGGUCAUUUGUGCUGAUCUCGGCGCCGCUGGUGUUUUGGAUCUUCAGCCUGGACUCUGACAUCACCAACAUCUUCUGGGAGUAAAAACCCAGAAAAAAUGUUUGUUGUGAGGAGGAGGUGAACGCCUCGCCAACGGACAAUCAGACAGAAGAGAAGGUCAGUUUUAGCAGAAGGUCUCCAUGGAGACGAAGGUCGUCCAGAUGUUCCCGUCAGACCAAACAUCCUCCUGUGUUUGGCUGAAGUUCAUGGAGAGAUCCAAACCUCAAACCGCAGCGUGUUCCCCGCUUCCUCUGAGCGAUGACAUUCUUCAGCAGACAUCCACACUGCCCCCCGCACGCCAACGCCUGCACGCCAACGCCUGCACGCCAACGCCUGCACGCCAACGCCUGCACGCCCACGGCCGCACGGCCACAUCCGUACGCCAACGGCCACGGCCGUGGCAUCACGCCCACAGCCACACCCCAAAAUGCAGAGAAUAAUCUUCUGCGGUUUCCGUCAAACGUUCGUCUUUCAUUUAUUUCAGUAAAAACCAAAAGAAGCGUUCUGUUCUGACAGCGUCUUCCUCAAAGUUCUGUUUACUCCCAACAACCGACUCGGUUUGUUCGUUUUCGGUCAGAACUUAGAGAAGCGGGUCGGCCAGCGCCUUCCAGAGGAGGUUCUGCUGCAGAAACGGGACACCACGCCGCUCCUGCAGCCUCCGUCAUGGACCUGGUUCUGAUGCUUCGCUGCUCCUGUGGUUCUGAACCGGUUGGUGGAAGCAGAACCCCUCAGAACUUUUAUUCUGAAAAUCUGAUGGGAUUCUGCUGUUUCCUUAAGCCCCGUUUUUGUUCUGCUGAAGGUUUGAUGGAUUUCUGCUUAUGGGCUUCAGCUGAAUGCAGGAGAACGGGUCUGAUGUCCGACCAGCACCAGAACACCAGCGCCCCCUGUUGGCGGGUCCAGUGCUGAUCUAUGGAGGGUUUUGUUUGACGUUUUUCAGCUUUAGAGCUCAGGUGACUGAACUUUUCUGUAAACUGCAUUUUUAAUUGAACAGAGAAUAUUUUCAUUUCCAAAACAUAAAAUGAAGUCUUUUGUUUGCUGACAGGAGGAUUUUUGUUGCUGUAAUAAAGUUUCUGCCUGUUUUCUUGUUUCUGGCGUCAAAGGGAAAGAAAUGACCCCAAAGGAUUUCUGUUGCAGU
This is a messenger RNA of Oryzias latipes (Japanese medaka), 4614 nucleotides long. RefSeq names its product sarcoplasmic/endoplasmic reticulum calcium ATPase 2. The record is from RefSeq and is a predicted model, not a curated record. Gene Ontology annotation, biological process: calcium ion transport. Gene Ontology annotation, molecular function: ATP hydrolysis activity; P-type calcium transporter activity; ATP binding. Gene Ontology annotation, cellular component: membrane. NCBI's taxonomy places the organism in Eukaryota, Metazoa, Chordata, Actinopteri, Beloniformes, Adrianichthyidae.